CGUUUGUAUCAUAGAUUAAAUACUUAUUAAUUGUGUUUUAAACAGUUAAAUAAUAAAAUAAAAAUAAUAUACUUUCAAAACAGUAAAUACACAUUACAUGGACAAUUAAACAACUAUAAAUAGUUAUGUAAUCUCGAAACUCCAUUUCCAAAACAUAACCUCAAAAUGAGCUCAAUACAAGAGCGUCUUCAGCUCAAAAGAGUUCCCCUGGACACUUGGAAUAUACGUGAACAGCUAUGCCUGGCAUCCGCCGUGGUCAGAAGCGGGGAUCAGAACUGGAUGUCGGUUUCCCGCGCUCUAAAGACCCUUGGCGAGCCAAACAGGCCUCCGGACUGGUAUUCCCAAAAAAGCUGUGCUGCACAAUAUGGAACGCUAUUAGAACAUGUGGAAACGCCGAAACGAAAAAAGAGAAACUCUGAUGGUGGCGUGGAAACUCCACAGGAGAGUAUAUUGAAACGUUUAACACAAGAUCGGAUAGCCGAGAUCCAGAAGAAUAUUGCUGAAAUGAGUCAACAACAUGAAGUAAUGAAGGAUGAAUUAUCGGAGAUCCGUAAUCCUUCAACGUCUGAUGAGCGUCUGCUUGAGCUCUGGGCCAAUAUGGAGUCCGCGAAACGGGCUAAAGAAAGAGAAGCAGCGAAGAAGGUAGCUUGGCUCAAAGAAAGAGAGGAAAGGCGGGUCAGAGCCGAGAGAAACUGGCGUCCACAAUCGACUCCCUCUUCACCAGCACACGACAACACACCGACUCCAGUGCCUCCAGCCUCCCCGCUCCUGACGUCACUGCUGAAGUCGUCUCCGGUUGUAACAACACCACAGCACAUCUCGCAUCCAGCCAAUCUUGUCGAAACGGUCUCGCCAUCAGUCACGGCUCCUACUCUGUCGAUGCUGCUGGAGAAGUCCUUGUCCUCGUCCUCCUGCAACCAGCACGAGAGCAAGCACGCGGCCAUCGAGCACAUCAAGAGUCAGCUGCAACAGAUCGAGCACCAGCUGAAGGCGAACACGAGCUCGCCGGUGUUGCCAGCCCCCGCCCCCGCCCCCACCCUCGCCCCCGCAGUGGACAUCGACGACAUCGAGAUCAAGGCUGAAGACGUUUACGCCUUCAGGGACGUGGACAUACACAUACCGCCCGUCGCCUUGCACAAGGGCGGCGCGGGGGGCAGCAAACAAGAAAAACCAGCUCCCAAAAAGGAUGAAGAGGCUGUCGAAGCUGACGGGGUCGCGGAGGAUUCCUCUGAACCAAUGGAGGAGAGUAUCAAGGAGGAACCGACGUCCGUGGAGGCUGGCGAAGAGGCUGUGAUAGAAGGUACAGAGGUGGCUGACUCGACGUUGCCGGCUGUGGCUUCGGAGGCGGAGGAGGCCGCCUCCCCGCCCGGCCCCCCGCCUGACCCCCCAGCAGAGACGGAGGUCAAGGUCAGCUUCCCGGAAGUGAAAUUCCCGACGACCGAAAUUAAAGUCAUUCAACCCGAAGUUGAAAAGAUAAAAGAGGAGAUCAAGGAAAUAGAAUCGACACCUCCUCAACCAGACGUGGAGGAAGAGGAGGUGGUCACGCCGAAAGAUGAACCAGCCCCUCCGGUCGAGGAGGAGCCUCUACCCGCGGAAGAGAGUGACGCACUUGACCCCGAACCACCUCCGGUCCCUGUAGAAGAGAAACCAGAGCCGUCCGCGAGCGAAACGGAAGUUGUAACCCCUGAAGCACUUCCUCAAGAUGAGUCGGUUGAAGAACCGCCUCCCGCGCAACAGCCGGAGGACGUCGAAGAGGAGUGUCUGAGGGUGCUGCCCGAAGAUAUACCCUUGCCACCGGAGCCUGAACCGGAUGCGAAGGAGCCCGACGCACCAGAAGCGGCUGAGAGCCCAGUUUCAGCGCCACCAGAGGAGACUCCGGUCGAGGAGCCACCGCCCGAAGCGAAGCCGGAAGCCGAAGAGGAAACGCCACUGGUGGAAGUCAAGACGGAGCCGGAAGUGGCGAACAAAUCGGCCGCACCGGAAGCGGAAGCGGCCGUCGAGAAGACGGAAGACGGACUGAAGAGAGACGAAGAUGCCGAGGAUUCAAUACCCUUGAACCAGAUGCUCAUCCAGGCGGUCGCGAAGCGGGAGCCUCCGCCCCCCGAGGAGACGCACGCCGAGACAGACGACGACACCCCCAUGGAGUUGAGCAGAGAAGAGGAGAAGGACGGAAAGAAGAAGAGAGACUAUUCUAGAAAGAAGAAAUCCGAUUCUCGAACUUGCUCAGGGUCAGAGAGCGCCGCGGAGACCAGCGCCCCGGACUCGCCCAGCGGCAACGACGCCGAGAGACAGCACCGCCUGUGGAGGAAGUCCGUCAUGCUGGUCUACAGCAGAUUGUGCGCUCAUAAAUACGCUUCGCUGUUCCUCCGUCCGAUCAGCGACGAGGAGGCGCCUGGGUACAGCGUCGUCGUGAAGCGGCCCAUGGACCUCACCACGAUCCGCAGGAACAUCGACAACGGAAACAUCAGGACGACGGCCGAGUUCCAGCGCGACGUGCUCCUGAUGCUGUCCAAUGCCCUCAUCUACAACAGCACGGAGCACAGCGUCCAUUCGAUGGCGAAGGAGAUGCACGAGGAGGCUCAGUGUCAGCUGGGCAUGCUGGUGGCUGCGCAGGCGCACGCCGGGCUGUGCGCCGCCCCCCCGCUCCGGAGGAAGAGGAGGCGCCACCACUCCCCCCUGCACCACCCCGCGCACUACACGCGCCCGCACUGAGAGGGGACCUCAACACGAGCGCACAAUGUAACGCAAAAUCGACCACUAAAGCGACUAGCGUCAGAGCUUAAUAAAUACAUAUUUAAUUAUUACUAGUGGUCCCGCAGUAGUAGAAAUUCGACUAUAAUGAAUUGAAAUUUUAUGUUGAAACAUUAUUAUGGUUCUAUUGUCAAACACUGUUAUACUUUUAAUCACAGAUGUCGCCAAAACUACACUAUAGAUAAAUAA
Molecule: messenger RNA, 2940 nt
Organism: Bombyx mandarina (wild silkworm)
Lineage: Eukaryota; Metazoa; Arthropoda; Insecta; Lepidoptera; Bombycidae
Cellular component (GO): NuA4 histone acetyltransferase complex
Molecular function (GO): protein binding
Source: RefSeq, a predicted model, not a curated record